Molecule: messenger RNA, 1369 nt
Organism: Prorocentrum cordatum
Lineage: Eukaryota; Dinophyceae; Prorocentrales; Prorocentraceae
Source: the annotation of a GenBank genome assembly
UCCCGCAUGAAUCAGGAGCGAGCGUUCGUAACACAAGGCUGGCCUCGCGGGCUGGGGGGCCGUCGUGUACGUGGAUGGGCGCGUUCGUCCCGCCGUGGGUGAUUCCCUCAUGAAGCAGCGCCUGGGUGGGCCAGGGACACCUUUGGCAACACCCCACGAGGGCUGGGUACCCCUCCUGCCCCGCUUCGCCUCGCGCGCGCGGGCGCUGCCCAGUGCGGGCGGCGCCCUCUGCGUCGACCUGCUGCUGGCGGCCGGGGCGUGCCCAGGCAGGAGCGUGCGGUUGGUGGCGGAGGUCCCGCCCGCCUACAGGUGGGAGUCACGCACGCGCUCCGCCGCCGACGGCCAGAGCAGCCUCGCGCUCUCGGGGUGCACGGCGCAGAUGUCAGCGAGCCAGGUCGCGUCCCUGAGCGAGGUGACGUUCCAGGUGGUUCACGACGACCUCGCCGACAGGCUGGGGAGCAACCAGACCGAGCGCGCGAACUUCCAGCAGGGGCUCGAUAGUCUGGCCCCGCAGGGCCAGAACCUGACGGCCGAGGGCAUCGACAGGGAGCUCGCCGCGCGAGCAGCGGUGGACCUGAUGGCCGACCUAGUCCGAAUGCUGAGCCCAGUGUUGCAGUCCGAGUCGGUGGACGUCAGGGACGUGCUGCUCGCGGAAAUCCCAGGCCCCACGGGCGAUUCCAGAUCUACCUGGACGUUCGGCAGCCUCGUGGCAGGGAUCCAGUACCGCCCACUCGAUGGCGCCCCAGAAGAGGGCGCCGCGUCCGCGAGGCGACCUGGCGGCCCCAGCGUGCCCGCCAUCGCGGUGCUGGCAGAGGCCGCCGCCAGCUCUGGCGACGGGCUCGCAGAGGAGGAGGACUGGGGCGACGGCGGCCCAGACGGUGAGGGUAGGAGGCUGUUCAUCAACCUGUCGAUGCUCUACGGCAUGGAGAUCGGCAUGAAGUCCAACGGCAUACUGAUUGGGAAGGCGUGGAUCUUUAACGCCAUGGACGUCAUGAAGGGCCUGCUUCUGGGAGUCGCCCUCGCGAGCGCCCGGGGCGCGGAUUGGUUGUGGGACACGACGAUGGAAUGGGUGCAGGAGCAUAUUCCAGGCGACAACUGGCACGUGCGAUCCGUGGGGGCAAUGUUCCAGGGGCUGUCCAUCCAGGACAUGACGGACAUCACAGAGAUGCUGGAUCUCGACGUCUGUGGACUCAUAAACAGCGUCUUGCUUUUCUACGAGCUGGACCCGCACCCUUGCUGGCACUUCUGGGCUGCUGGCAUUAUCCUACUGGGGUACAACGAUCUUCCGCAAGGGGCAUUCGAGGAUCACGAUAGCACCUUCGAGGGGCGGCCGCUCAUGACUCGCGACCCCGAGGCUCAGGGCAUGGAG